ACUGUCACCGGACGGGUCUGCGCGAAAGCAGAACGGAGUUUUUCCUCCUUGGCUGGGCGGUGGGAGGAGGUGGUGGCGGUGGACGGUGCUUGGCAGAGGAUAACUGUGAUUGAAGCCGCCGGGGGGGACCUGGAGCUCGGUGUGCUGCCGCUGCUGUAAGCCCGCACAGCAUUAACAUGGAGCUCGAGAACAUCGUGGCCAACACUGUGCUGCUCAAAGCACGGGAAGGAGGGGGCGGGAACAGAAAAGGAAAGAGCAAGAAGUGGAAGCAGAUGCUGCAGUUCCCACACAUAAGUUUGUGCGAGGAGCUUCGACAAACCAUAGAUCUGUGUAACGAUGACCUCGCUUGCCUCCGUGUCUCUGCAGAGAAGGACUACAGCAGCCUCUGCGAGCGGCAGCCAAUCGGACGGCUGCUCUUCAGGCAGUUCUGCGAGACUCGAGCCGAGCUGAAGCGCUGCGUCAAGUUCCUGGACGCCGUGGCGGAUUACGAGGUGACACCAGAUGAGAAGAGGAAGGAGUGCGGACAGGAGCUCAUCGAAAAAUACUUCAACCCAAAGUCAGAGGACCACGUGCCUGAGGUGGAGGAGGCCAUGAUGGCUCAGUGCACAGAGAGGCUGCAGCAGGAGGCCUGCAAAGACCUCUUCAAGGACUGUACCAAACUGAUCCACGACUACCUGAGCAUGGCGCCCUUCGCAGACUACCUCGACAGCAUGUACUACAACAGGUUCCUCCAGUGGAAAUGGCUGGAGAGGCAACCAGUGACGAAAAAUACAUUCAGACAGUACAGAGUUUUAGGAAAAGGUGGUUUUGGAGAGGUGUGUGCCUGUCAGGUACGAGCCACGGGGAAAAUGUACGCCUGCAAGAAGCUGGAGAAGAAGAGGAUAAAGAAGAGGAAAGGAGAGUCUAUGGCCCUCAACGAGAAGCAGAUCCUGGAGAAAGUCAACAGCAGAUUUGUAGUGAGUUUAGCGUACGCCUACGAGACCAAGGACGCCCUGUGCCUCGUGCUGACUCUCAUGAACGGCGGCGAUUUAAAGUUUCACAUCUAUCACAUGGGUGACGCGGGUUUCGAUGAGAAGAGAGCCAUCUUCUACACCGCGGAGAUCUGCUGCGGCCUGGAGGACCUCCACCGGGAGCGGAUCGUCUACAGGGACCUAAAGCCAGAAAACAUCCUGCUGGACGACCACGGUCACAUCAGGAUAUCAGACCUGGGUCUAGCGGUUCAUGUGCCAGAGGGAGAAACCAUCAAAGGACGAGUGGGAACAGUGGGAUACAUGUCUCCAGAGGUGGUGAAAAACGAGCGGUACACCCUCAGCCCUGACUGGUGGGCGCUGGGCUGCCUGCUGUACGAGAUGAUCGAGGGCCAGUCGCCUUUCCAGCAGAGGAAGAAGAAGAUCAAGAGGGAGGAAGUGGAGCGGCUGGUGAGGGAGGUGGAGGAGGAAUAUUCCAGCAAGUUCUCCGAGGACGCCAAGUCCCUCUGUAAAAUGCUGCUGGCCAAAGAUCCCACCGAGAGGCUGGGCUGCCUGGGGGGCGGAGCCACUGAGGUCAAAGCUCAUCCCAUCUUCCGCUCCAUCAACUUCAAACGGCUGGAGGCCGGCAUGCUGCAGACACCCUUCAUCCCUGAUCCUCAGGCCAUCUACUGUAAAGACGUGUUGGACAUCGAGCAGUUCUCCACAGUUAAAGGGGUGGAGCUGGAGCCCAAGGACGAGUCUUUCUACAGUAAAGUGUCCACGGGCAGCGUUUCCAUUCCCUGGCAAAACGAGAUGAUCGAGACAGAGUGUUUCACAGAGCUCAACGUUUUCUACCAGGACGGGGCGGUUCCUCCUGACCUGGACUGGAGAGGACAGCCGUCUCCGACACCCAAACAGGGACUCCUGCAGCGACUGUUCGGCAGAAAUGAGUGCUGUGGUAACUGCAGCGACAGUGACGAGGAGCCCACCAGGCUGUGACAAACCACACACAUACCAUCUGAUUUGUUUACAACUUUUGCACAUUUGUAUUUUUACGGUAGUCCUAUCUAAAUGUCAGAAUGUAAAUUUUCAUCAUAGCCAUAAUGUUUAAUGUUAUUUAAAAGUGUGAAAUAUCUGCUGUUUCAAAUCAGGAGGCGGAGACAGAAAACGAACUCUGGUUUUUUUGGUUUUUUGCCUUUUAUUUUUAGUUUGUUGUUGUCAUUUGUCCAGGGAAGACUUUGCUUUUGUUUUCAUCCACUCACACACUGAACUGAGGGCUGCUUCUGGCUGCGAAGCAGCUCCACUGGAACAAGCGCCUGCUGUAGAAGUGCCUUGCUUGAGGGCACUGUGAAGUGAGGACCGAACAUUCCUCCAUGUCUUUGUCCAGGGAAACUUUCAGCCUGUGAACUGUGACCACUUCUUCUGCCCUCCAUCCUGCUGAGAUGAACCUCACCGCUUUUUUAUUCUCUUGUUUGCGAGCUGGGACAUUCAGGGUUUGAACAUUUGGGUUUUUUUCAGAAUUUUCCGAUGGAUUUCAUGAGACAAUCGACUCCUCGUGUGUGUCAGCGCAGCUUCAGUCACUCUUGUCAGUAAAAUAUCAGUUUUCAGAUGUGAUGGGAGAUGAGCCGUCCAGUUUUAACAGAAACUCUGAGAUAGAAAUGAUCACCCUUAAUCACUUCUGGUCACUCAGAGCUGCAUUGACCUACACACCUUAUUGUGCCUUCAUUUCACUCACUCUGGUUUAUCCUGGCGAGGUUUGGAAAGCAGCUAUGAUUACGUACUGGCUGAAAUUCAGAGCAGCAGCAACGAAGACUGUUACACCAGCUCUGGUAGUUUCCAAACUGCCACCUUUAACCCCUGAUAAUAACAACAUCAGCCCGGGUUUCGUUUACCCACCAAGACAUCUGGUUGUCCAAAGGUUUUUGUUUUUCUUCAGUGGCAUAAAUGUUGUUUCAAUCACAAGAGUCAGCAUGAAUGAAACUCAACAUGUCACAAAGAUCUACAGUGAUUGUGAUUGAUUGUCUAAAUAAAAGAUGAAAGUAUAUGACUGAAGACACAAAUCUGAAUUAGUUGGUAAAAAUCAAACUACAAAAUGAUGACACAAAUAGUUACUACUUAUUUUGUUGCAUAUCGCGAGACAAGAGAAGGCUUGUGUGAUUGUGAAGGAAACCAAAAUCAUCAUGUAGGCCAAUGACACACUGAUCUACGUGCACCGGGUCAUGUUACAAACCGGCUGUGCUGGCAGCCGGUGCAAGCUGCUUUGCAACCCCCCGCCAAACCCAGAUCCUGUCACUGAUGCUGUAGCUCCCAGACCAGACUCAUACUGCCAAAUAUAAAGCGCUGCAGAUAAAGCAAUGAGGCUUUUUUCUUUUCGUCCCAGUGUUUAGUGCUGCACACUGCGUUUCUCUCAGGGUUUCUGCUGCCUCCAGUUGCUCUGGGUUCUUUCUACUCAGUCCAGACUCUCUCAGUCACUCUGAAACUGAAACGACAAGAAUAACUGAAGCUCUGGGGUCAAACCCUGAGACGGUUGGACGGUUACAGUCAAUGGUUUUCUAUCUCUAAGCUAUUAAAAUGAAAUACCUCUGAAUGUACAGACUGGCUGCCAUGUUGUUUCUGCAGAACGACCUUUAAGACAACAGAUGCAACUAGACGCCAAAGUCUCACAAACAUCCGUUUGUUUCUGCUGUUAUGUUAAUCCUCCGUAGCGGAUGAUUUUGGAAACCCUCCUCUUGACUUACAGGCUCCAGAAUUAAAGCUGUACCAUAAAAUACGGUCACUUUUUAAGACUUUCUUCACCAAGUUUUAUAAAAGAAAACAUGAUUUGA
Molecule: messenger RNA, 3772 nt
Organism: Pundamilia nyererei
Lineage: Eukaryota; Metazoa; Chordata; Actinopteri; Cichliformes; Cichlidae
Gene: grk6
Product: G protein-coupled receptor kinase 6
Exons: 16
Coding region: 177-1946 (589 amino acids)
Biological process (GO): regulation of signal transduction; protein phosphorylation; signal transduction
Cellular component (GO): cytoplasm
Molecular function (GO): G protein-coupled receptor kinase activity; ATP binding
Source: RefSeq, a predicted model, not a curated record